AUGGAACGGCUGAACAUUGAGUUUGACCGUUUGACAGAUGAUUAUGUUAAGCUAGAAUUUCUUGCGGGUGAAAUCGAGGAAAUCAAAGUUACAGAUUUAACCGAGAUUACCGACGAGCUUGCGAGGCUGACGACUAGUGUAGAGAAUGUGAAAACGUGGGCGAAAUCAGCUGCUUCAAGGCAAAAUCAAACGGAGAUGCGGAAGUUUUUGAGGCAGCAUUUAGAGAGAGCUUACGCGCGCGUGUUCAAAGGUAACGUGGAUGAGCAAAAGCAACAGGGUGGGUCGGGAGUGACAGCUGGACCUGUCGACCGCCAAGAACAGCAACUAAAUUUGUCGAUUCAGAUUUUGGGAGCCGGGGACUCGGAUGAUGAUGAAGAGAGCGAGGGCAAUGCAAACAACGCGCGUGAAGAGAACGCGGUUGCGGCGCACUCGACGCCUCAAGGCAGGGCAAAAUUAACCGCAGGGUCACUUUUGUACAUGCCGAUGAUUGUAGAUGAAGAGUCGAAACAACCAAUUCCGAUUUUGGCAAGCGAUGGACAGGCCAAGGUGUGGCCUAUCACGGAGUCGUUGACAGAAUCGCGGAAACGAGGGAAAGUUAUUUCGGUCCGGGACUGGAAAUUGAAAUUUGACGGAGAUUCUAAAUCUGAGUUAAGUUUCGCCGAGUUUCUGCGCGAAUUCGAGUUGAAGAAGAGCGAGAGUAAUUUGACUGAUCGCGAGAUUUGGUUGGCCGCGCACAACUUGUUCGUGGGACAAGCGAUAACUUGGUUCAUGGCGAACCGCGAGUGUUGGGGUUCAUGGGCUGAUUUUGUACCGGAUUUCUUGCAGAAUUUUAAACCUCCGAAUUAUGACAAGCGAUUGUGGCAUCAACUUAGAUGGCGAACGCAGGGAGUAGAUGAACGUUUGAAUAUUUAUGUGGUUGAGAUGAAGCAGAGUUUUUCACUGCUAGCGAAACCGCCGAGUGACGCGGAGAAGCUCGAGUUCAUUAUUGCGCGUUUGAAUCCAGUUUCAUUGGAUAAAUUGCCACUCGAGGACAUUCAUUCAUUGCACGAUUUAGUCAGGGAGGGACUGAAACUGGAGAAGGUCCAGUGUAGAAUUCAGACAUACAAGGAGCCGCAAACUCCAGAUAAUCACGUCGAGCCAAAAUUGGUGUAUAGAUAUGAGGAGAAAAAGCGAGCGAACGAGAAAAAGACAAAAGAGAAGAAAGCGUGCGCGAUUGCGAGCGAGAAGAAGCAGCAGCAGGCGGCUUCUGCGAGUGAAGGCGCGGCGCGACAAACUGAAGGGAAAGACAAGAAAUUGAAUUAUGUGCCGGAUUUAACCGAGAUUACCGACGAGCUUGCGAGGCUGACGACUAGUGUAGAGAAUGUGAAAACGUGGGCGAAAUCAGCUGCUUCAAGGCAAAAUCAAACGGAGAUGCGGAAGGUGCCCUGCGGGGCCGUUCUGUACUGUUUGAAUCGACGGCCUGCGAAGCCUUCCCGGGCGUCGUACGGGCGGCGGGUUCGGACCCUCGACACCCUGAGUCCACCCAAGACCAUCUACCCGGUCCUCGCCGUGCAGCCACAGCGACCACUAUACCUUGUGAGCAACAGGAGAACUUCGACUACAAUUCUUUUGUGA
Messenger RNA from Cloeon dipterum, 1614 nucleotides. RefSeq lists its product as uncharacterized. The transcript is spliced from 5 exons. The coding region runs from base 1 to 1614 and encodes 537 amino acids. NCBI's taxonomy places the organism in Eukaryota, Metazoa, Arthropoda, Insecta, Ephemeroptera, Baetidae. The record is from RefSeq and is a predicted model, not a curated record.